AUGAGCGCGUGGUAUACCAAGGAUUAUCGUGGCGCCCUGCAAGAUAUUGUCCGCUUCAACCGGCUCGUCUCGUGGAAGAAAAGAGCCUGGGGAUACGGAGUAGCCAUGCUGUCGCCAUACGACGAUCGUGGGUGUCAGAGUCUUGUAGAAGCUUGGCCUAUGCUUGGUCAUAGAGCUCGUCUAGCAGAAGGUGUUUUGUCGGAGAAUUUGGAAUGCAUAUACUCCGGCCGGAGUAAUGCAGACCCUGUUGGGCUGCAGUCGACUGGGGCUUGUCUGAGCAGAUCGGCAAAGGGACCAACUAUGGUUGGCAAGGAAGAUGUGCUGCCCCUGUACAGUGACUAUAACCCCACCGCGUCUGUGGCCGCUCCAAAGGAGGAACAGCCCUACCAUAUCUUGUCCAAGAAGCAGAAAUGGAACCUAGUUAUCUUCGUCUCUAUGGCCGGUGCCUUUUCGCCUCUGUCGUCCAACAUAUACUUCCCCGCGAUUAACACCAUAUCUACCGAUCUCGGAGUGAAUGCUACGCUGGUCGCCCUAACUAUCACAGUCUAUAUGAUAGUCCAGGGCAUUGCGCCCUCGCUUUUCGGCAGCUUCUCAGACACUUGCGGCCGUCGUCUCAGCUUCACGAUCAGCCUUACUAUAUAUACGGCGGCAAAUUUGGCACUAGCCUUUACCUCGAACUAUCCUAUGCUGAUGGUCUUACGGGGUCUCCAGGCAGCCGGGUCGGCGGCGACGAUUAGCAUUAGCGCGGGUGUCAUUGCAGACAUAGCCUGUCCGGACGAACGAGGCGGGUUCAUGGGGACCAAUGCAGGCAUACGUAUGUCCGGCCAGGCAAUCGGACCGAUCAUUGGCGGCGCGUUAAAUAGUGCAUGGGGUUUCAGAAGCAUCUUCUGGCUGCUGUUCACCUUAAGCGCGAUCGUUCUCAGUGCCCUGUUGAUUUUCCUGCCCGAAACGCAGCGCAGCAUUGCAGGAAACGGCAGCCUUCCUCUCUCUGGGUUCUACAAACCGCUCGCCUAUGUGAUCAAACCACCCGCGGCAUGGUCAGAGAACGAAAACACUGCUACAAAGUCCCGCCCACCGCUCUCCUGGAAGAAAGCCUUCAGCCCCUUGAAAUAUAUUCUAGAAAGGGAUAUUGCUUCGCUCUUGGCCUGGGGCGCCGUUACCUACACAGCCUGGAAUUGGCCUCUGCUUCUUUCCCAACGGGCUCGGCUGUAUCUGCGGCUCCCUCAGCACGGGCUGGCUGCUGGACCAGAGUUUCCGACGCGUCCAGGAACGAUACAAGGCCGAACACGGCCUAUCCGCAGACGAAAAUGUGACCGGCAGAAGCGACUUUCCCUACGUGCAGGGACGGCUCCGCCUGAUGCCGUUUUUCAGCUUCGCGAUGAUCAUCGCGCUGGCGCUGUACGGACCAAGCUUCAAGUUCAACGAGGUGUGGAGGGAGUCGAGCCCGAACCUCGCGGCGCCGCUUAUCCUGCAGUUUAUUAUUGCGUUCACGUCGACGGCGAUCUUUAA
Aspergillus terreus NIH2624 is the source of this 1509-nucleotide messenger RNA. RefSeq lists its product as uncharacterized. Bases 1 to 1509 code for a protein of 502 amino acids. The record is from RefSeq and is a predicted model, not a curated record. NCBI's taxonomy places the organism in Eukaryota, Fungi, Ascomycota, Eurotiomycetes, Eurotiales, Aspergillaceae. Gene Ontology annotation, biological process: transmembrane transport. Gene Ontology annotation, molecular function: transmembrane transporter activity. The transcript has 5 exons.